AUGUCUGCCGAGAUAAUUUCAGUUCUCGGGACCGAAUACAUUCAAAAUUUGAAGGUGGACAAUGAACAUGCGGGCAAUAUCAAGGGUGAUACCACCGAGGUGACAUACAUUUCAAGCCUUGGUGGGAUCUGCGCAAUACAGCUAUCUGGGCCUGGAGGGGAUUCGGGUUUGAUUGGGAGGAUACCUGCUACGAACUGUAUUUGGUACGGAAGAAUAAGAGGCAAAAUCCCUAGUCUCACAUGCGGCAACAACGACUUAAAUUGCACAACCAUAUCAGUUUCUGAUCCUUCUUCGCAACAAUUGCAAUGGGAUAAGCCUGAAUUUCCAUCUGCUCUAGAAGAUCCGGAUGCUACACUGUUUGAUUUCGAUCGAGACAUUGUACAUUCUACCACCAGAGAUCCCAGACGGCGGUUCUUCAGAUACCUGUCUGUAUUCGACCAGGGCGAAUGUAUAAAGGGCCUUUCUGUGUAUAUGUCUAGAAAUAGUAUAGUUGGAUUAGGGGCCCAUUUCACACGGCGCUCACAGUUUUCUGGACAUCAAUGUGGUUGCGAGCUUUACUUUCCGCUACAUGACGGAGAGCAGAUCGCUUAUGCUUGGCUCCGUUUCCCUAAUGCAUUCGCCGAGCCGGCGUUAAUGAUUCAGACAACGAGUGAGAGAACCCACACCUUUGGGCCGUGUAUUGCCCCACAUCUGGCCGCUGGUAACUCUUUCAAAUGGCUUCUUUUGGGGCAAGAAGGAUGUAUCAAGGGGCUCUACUAUGAGAAUGUCAACUCCGGCCAGACAAUCAGGAGACUAGGGGUCAUUGGUGACGGUACAGCUACGAGAGCUGCUCCUCUCCCGCCUCAAUAUCACAUUUGUGAAUUUCCCUCUCCGCUGGUAGGGAGUCUAAAUGGCGAUCUCUUCUUAUCCUCAGCUGUGCUGAAUGAUUUGAAAGUCGUCGAUGUAUGCCAUGUCAAUGAGCGAUGUACUGGCAUGUUAAUAUGUUACCACAACGAUCGUACUGUUGUCCUUGGGCAGUGGUACACAUCGGGUUACUCCCGACGCACCCGCAUAUAUCGCGAUGGCGGGCCAACUGUUACUAAUAUCUAUUUCAGGAUAUCAAAGUCAAGUCAGAUUGUCACUGCUAUUGACUUUUCCUCUUUAGUGGUCGAGACAUCAGAUGCUGAAUUGCAUACGUUUAGUAUAGGAGAGCACAUUGCUUGGUGGUUCUCAGGGCGCCACGACAAAAUCUUGCCGUGGACAGGACAUACCUCACAAAUUCCAGAGAAGAGCAUGCUGAAACAGCAUUUAUAA
Cadophora gregata is the source of this 1293-nucleotide messenger RNA. RefSeq lists its product as uncharacterized. Bases 1 to 1293 code for a protein of 430 amino acids. The record is from RefSeq and is a predicted model, not a curated record. The transcript has 4 exons. Lineage: Eukaryota; Fungi; Ascomycota; Leotiomycetes; Helotiales; Ploettnerulaceae.